Pyricularia pennisetigena is the source of this 978-nucleotide messenger RNA. RefSeq lists its product as uncharacterized. The transcript has 2 exons. Lineage: Eukaryota; Fungi; Ascomycota; Sordariomycetes; Magnaporthales; Pyriculariaceae. Bases 1 to 978 code for a protein of 325 amino acids. The record is from RefSeq and is a predicted model, not a curated record.
AUGGAGACUCAAGCAUCCAAACGUAAUCCCCUGCCUUCCAUAUGGACUGGUGGCUAUCGUGACGGUGGCUUCCCUCGGGGCGCUGCCCGCCGGCAGUUGAACACUCCCGCUGCGCCCUCACCCAGGUCGCCACAUGGUGCUCACGGUCCAGAUAUUAUGCUUCCGCGGCAUCACCAAGAUCAGGUCACUGAACUGGGCAGAUCUCUUGUCCAAACACUCGGUCGCCGAACCAGUACGGCAAUGUCUUCAGCCCAGUCCACUUCCAUAUCCUCUCCUCUGUCUGGCGCUUUCAACAGGAUGUCAGUCGGCGGCAACAGUGCCUACGCUGCGAAUACAUCCCUCCUGCUUACGGGCGUCAGCGAAAACGAUAUCAAGUCCCCAAUGGAGCGGCGGAAAUCUGUGGCCAUGGAGAUGAGGCAUCCUCAGAUGAUCUUGGUGACAGCAGUGGCUUCGCGCAGCAGGGAGCAGGUUACCAUGAUUGGAGGAAAGGUCACCAUCAACGCAACCGUGUUCCCUCGUGUCAGCCAGCGUUCCCCCUUUAGGAUGUCGCGCGAGUUCAACCUCAAAAAGGUCCACGAGAUGAUCCCUGGUCCGGCGCGCCGUCCAUCCGUCACAAGCGUUCCUGCAUCCCCAGAGACCCCGCGGCGGAUGUCUACCCUAGUUGAGAGGAGGCCAUCUCCAGCCGUGGUGAGACCUGCAGUGGUUCGACGUAGCAUUGUCGGAGAUUUCAACGAUAACGCGAACGUUCCACCAAACACAAGGCCCAUUUCUUGGCCACACGCCCGCCUUUGCCUUCCAAUCCUGGCAUCACUGAUGCUUUCGGGGCAGCUGAGAGACGGUGACAGGAUCGAAAUCCCAAUGCCGCAUCCCGAGGCGUGGCCCCAUACGUGGGCGUACCUGUGCACGGCGGAUGGCAGCGAGGUGCACGAAAGCAUGAAGCAGAACAUCCUCUAUCUCGGCGGUAAGCUUCUAGAGUGA